This is a messenger RNA of Aureobasidium pullulans EXF-150, 951 nucleotides long. RefSeq names its product haloacid dehalogenase. NCBI's taxonomy places the organism in Eukaryota, Fungi, Ascomycota, Dothideomycetes, Dothideales, Saccotheciaceae. The transcript has a single exon. The coding region runs from base 179 to 898 and encodes 239 amino acids. The record is from RefSeq and is a predicted model, not a curated record.
GCUGAAGUCGAGUUCUAUCUUGGCUUGCAUACAUAAGCAGUCAUCUCAAGGGCGUGCAUAUCACUAUCUAGACUAUAUCAGAAAGUUCAUUUCCACUUUCCACGAACGUCCUUCUUGUCUCGAGACAUCUACACCAAUCAUCUCCCAAACCCAACUUGUCAAUUUUCCAAACACCACCAUGACCAAACUCACAUCUUUCAAACUCCUCUCCUUCGACGUCUACGGCACCCUGAUAGAUUGGGAGACCGGCGUGAUCAAUGCCCUCCAACCUCUACUAGACACCAACAACAAAACCUCCUCCUACACACGCAAGCACCUUCUCCAAAUCUACCACAAACACGAAGCAUCCCAACAAACCAAAACACCAGAAAUGACAUACUGCGACCUGCUGUCUACAAUCCAUCCAGCCAUCGCCGCAGAUCUGGAAUGCGAGAAACCAUCAGAGGAGGCAAACAAAGCAUUCGGCGAUUCAGUAGGACAAUGGCCUGCUUUCCCUGAUACAGUAGCCGCUCUACACAUUCUCAAGAAACACUACAAACUCGUCGUCCUCAGCAACGUCGACCGCACCUCUUUUUCAAAAACCAAUGCGGGACCACUUCAAAACUUCCCUUUCGAUGCCAUCCUCACGGCUCAAGAUGUUGGAAGCUACAAGCCUAACCUCAAGAAUUUCGAGUAUAUGCUUAAAGAAGUGAAGGGGAGGUUUGGAGUUGAGAAGGAGCAAGUGUUGCAGACGGCGCAGAGUCAGUUUCAUGAUCAUCAUCCGGCAAAGAAGAUGGGGGUUAUGGGCGCUUGGAUCGUGAGACCAGGGGCGGAGAUGGGGAAUCAGGAGGAAGAAGUCUAUGAUUGGAAAUUUGACACGCUUGGGGAGAUGGCUGAGGCUGUUGAGAAGGAGGCGUAAAGUCAUGGGACGUAGUUCUUUCUUAGAUGUGUAUAGAUGAGUUAGUCAGCUGU